AUGGAAGUCUCAAAUGAAGCGCAAAAAUGUAUCGGGGGGAUGGAAGCGGGAAAGGGAAGCAAUGCAGACCAGGACUGCAAAGAUUCAGCGUGUGGAAAAGCAGACAGUUUAAGUAAUGAGGUAGGAAGUAAGGCGGGAGAGGAGGGCGCAAAUAACGCCGGAAAUUGCAAUAGCGGCGAGGCGCCCAAGGCGAGUGAUGGGGCGGGCGGCAAAAGCGAAAGCGACAUGAAAAAAGGCGAAGGCGAUGGGAAUAAAAAGGAAAGCGGGAUGAACCAAAACGAAAACAAUAUGAACAAAACCGAUAAGGGGAAAAAAAGAAAAAAUUCGAAGAAAAAGUAUUAUAGUAAAGGUAAGAAGCAGGCGGAUUUGUGCCCCCCAGAAAAAACGCCCAUCCAGGAGAACGGCGGGCCUACGAACAGCAACAACCUUGGGGAGGGAAAAGCAAAAGGCGAGGAAGGUACAAAAAAGGGUGAAGUGAAUAAUGCCCCCAAUGUUGAAUCGGCUGAAAAGGAAGACGAAGAACAAAUGGGCAAGGGGAGCGGCAUAAAGGGGUUUAAAAAUGGACAGGAGGCCGAAACGAGCAAUGUUAAGGCGGGAGAGGCGGGGCCGGACAAAUCCGCGGACGGGGAAAGAAAGACAAAGAAAAAAAGAAAAAAAGCCAAACGGAAAAAGAAAAAGGGUAAAGGUGCGGGCGAAGGGGAAGAUAAAGAUAAAGGAGAUGGAAAGGACGAUUGCAAAGGCGAUUGCAAAGACGAUGGAAUAGGCGAUGGAACGGGCCGUGGCGAAGCGGGCGACGAGGAGAUUAGCGGCCUGACAAAAGUUAAGGACACGCUCCCAAAUGAUCACAGCAAUGAAAAUGCCAGCACCACCACGGCAAUUAGCAACAACACGGAUUGCAACGCGGAGAGGAAGAGCACCGUCAAGGGCACCAUGGACUCUGCGAACCUUUACAGCAAUGACCUUACGACCGAGCCAGUGGCCGACCAGAAAAAGAGCAAAAAGAAGAAAAAAAAAUCUUCAAAGGGGAAUAAAACUGUGCAGCAUGAUAAGGCACAAAAUGGAGAGGAAAAUCUCACUUUUCCAAAAAAUAAAAAGGAACCACCCUCUAAAAAGACAAACGUGAAUCAGCACCCUGUGUACAGAGUACCUAGCAGAGGUAUGACCAAAGAUCAACUUAACAAUCUGGCGAAUUUAAUUUAUAAAAAUAGCAUUGGUUAUGGUCUCCCCCCGAAGGGUGUAAGUAGUAACUUCGGUUCGAAUCCAUGUGAACGUUCGUGUAGUAAUUACCCCCUCAAUUUUCUGAACAUGCAGGCAAAAAGGAACAUGCUGCAAUUUCCGAAAAGCACAAAUUGUAAAUAUGGCUUUAAUGUGGACAAUCAGGGAUACUCAAAUUGUUUGUAUGGACCGGUCCCCUUCCGCAGCGCCAAUGAGUGCUACGAUUUUUCGUACGCGGAGGGGGCUCCCACUGGCAUGGGGAAUUUUUUCUACGGGAGCGACGUGUCGAGGAACGCCCUAAUGGAGCGGGCCCUCUCGUUGCACGGCAUGUACGGCGUGGGCGGAGUUGGCGGCGUUGGCAGUUUUAGCGGUGUUGGCGGCGUUGGCGGAGUUGGCGUUGUUGGCAGCUUCAGCGGAGCCGCCUUUCGAAGACAACGCAAACUGCCACCGCUUGGAAACGACGGCUUGGCGCGAGGUGCCAAUUACGAAUUAAGCAAGAAGAAAGCGGAGUUACCAAAUGGCCACAUGGCCAGGUUCAACUCGGCUGCCCCCAGCGCGAAACAUUUGCACUAUGAACAGAAUCAGGAGGAGCUAACUUUCAGCAAACGAGAUGGUAACAAAAAGGGGAACUACCAUACCGCGGGUAGAAGUGUGUCCAAGGGAGGGCAAAUCCUUCAGGGGGGCCUCAACAGCACGGUGACUGUAGCGAAAAUGACCAACAUUGGCAACGCAGUGAAGGAGGAGAACUUUUCCAGUGCGUCCAACUUUGCCUACUUUACCAAUGGGGCGAAUCUAAACGUGAGAGGGAAGUACCCUCAGCAAGGGAACACUCAACUGAGCAACAACCCAGUGAUCCCGGGCAUGCGGAAUGAUGGCACCUACGCGCACAUGCAAAGGGGGAAGUAUAACGCGUAUUAUCCCCACCCAAGUGCAGAUAUAGUGCAGACGAGGAAGUUCACGAAAGGGAUUAGUGCCCCGUUUAGACCCUUUAAAAUGCAAAACAGUGUUGCUAACAGUAGAAGGGUUCCACCGAACGGGGGAGGAGGGGAAAACUACAUCGGUGAGAAAAUUACACACGGGGGAGUAGCAGCUAAACAUAGGGAGGAGACCCCCAAAGGAAGUGGCCCAACUUGCGAAAGGGGAAAAGCUACCAACUUCGAGGUUAAUAAAGAGAUUCACAAAUUUAUAGACUAUUGUGUGAAGAACUAUGGAGACAAAUACAUUGCGAACGUUUUGCAUGAGUUUUCUCCAAACGGUAUUGGCCAAAAGUACGAUGAGUUGAGGAACAUUUUCAAAAUGAAUAUAAGUGAGGAAAGUCUGAGCACUUUGCAGAUGUUGGAGCGGGACGGGAGUGGCGAGUUGCCUGCGUUUUUGAAGGGACGCCCUGAGGUAGGGGGGGAGGCGGCCACAGGGGGGUCGCUCAAGGAGGAGCCUCUAAAGGGGGAGCCACUAAAGGGAGAGCCUCUAAAGGGGGAGCCACUAAAGGGAGAGCCACUAAAGGGGGAGCCACUAAAGGGGGAGCCACUAAAGGAGGAGCCACUAAAGGAGGAGCCACUAAAGGGGAAGCCACUAAAGGAGGAGCCACUAAAGGAGGAACCGCUCCACGGGGAACCGCUCAAAGAGGGCGCCGCGCCAGGCGACGCGGCGGACCCGGGGAACGUGUUCGAGGGUGACCCGGCCCUGAGCGUGACGAUCCCCCCCGGACUGAGCCUCCCAGACAUAAACCGAGCCCUGCUGCACGGCGCGUACCUAGACAACAUCGCGGUGGUGAAGAAGUGCCUCGAGAAAAACGCAGACAUAAACUACUUUGACAAAAUUGGAAGGAGAGCCUUACAUUAUGCAUGUGCAGGUGGGUAUUAUGAAAUCUGCCAGCUCCUGAUAGACAACGGAGCCAAAGUGAACGUCUCGGAUUACAAGCACUGGACUCCUCUACACAUAGCCGUUACGAAGAUGCAUAAGGAGAUAACAGAGCUCCUACUGAAGAACGAUGCCAACAUACACGCGAUGCUACCCCAUUCGUUGUCCCCAAACAGGGGGAAGACCACGGCCAGCAUGUGCAUCCAUUUCGCAGCCAUAAAAGGGAGCAAAGAAAUAACAGAGCUGCUGCUACACUAUGGGGCCAAAAUUAAUGACACGGAUUUGUCCAACAGGACAGCCCUGCACUAUGCUGCGUAUAGAAAUAACUCAGAUUAUUUGAAGUUUUUAAUUUAUGAGGAGAAGGCCAAGGUUAACAUAUUUGAUGUGCAUAACAGGCUGCCUAUUCACGCGGCCUGCUUGGGAGGCGUCUUAAAGAACGUGCAGUUGUUGGCAGAGAAUAAAAGCUUCCUGCAGAAGAGGGACAUUUACGAUAUGAGUCCGAUGGACAUAGCCACUAUUAAGAAGUUCAAGGACGUGAGGAAGUUCCUGGCCAAGUACAUAAACGAGAACUUCUCCCCGAGCGAUGCGGAGGAGGGGGAGGCGGCGGCGGAGAAGAAGAAGGAAAACGCUCAGGUGGGAGGGGAGACGAACAUUCAGAUGGGCGUGAAGGGCGCGGCGGAAGGGGAGGCGAACCAGGGGGAAGACCUCCCCCCCCCCGCAGACCAAAGCGACGAACACAAAAUGGACCCCAAGGAAUUCUACAACGACAACAAAAUGAUAAAAGACAUUUUAACGACGACCAUCAGCACCAUCCUGAAGGAGCGAAAUAGGGACCAAAUCAAAAGGGUAGUGGACGCCUUGGGCGUGUACAUAUCCCUGAGCCUCCUCGAGAAAACCAUUUUGAUCCAAAACUACGGGGGCAUAGACAUGGUUAGCAAGGAGGGCAAGCGAACCAACGGGGGGGUCUUCUUUUACCUCAUAAAGUACAUGUACAAAAAUGACAUCAUUUCGAAGUUUAAGUAUGACUACAUUGUGGAGGAGGAGAAGGAGAAGAAAAAGACCUACAGGAAGUUGAAGAAGAAGCUGCUGCAGGAGGAGGAGAACGCGCAGGGGGGCGGCGCGAAGGGGGGCGGUGCGAUGGGUGGCAAUGUAAAGGGUGUCAGUGCGAAUUGUAGCGGUUCGAAGAGUGCCACUGCGAAGGACACCAAUGGGAAGAACCUCGAUGGGGGGCUCAGCGGGGAGGCUCCCCCAGAGGGGAAGAGUAAGAAGAAAAAGAACGAUAAGUUUGUGGGCCAACCGAAGGGCACUCGCAAUGGUAGUACAUCCUUUAAUAGUGCGAAGGGGGCUGCCAUGGAGAGUGUGCAAAAUGGUGGUGCGCCGGUGGUCGGUGCUAGCGGCAACAAGGCGUCAAAGGGUUGCAACACGCAGAAAACUACACGUGGUAGGAGCGCCCUGAGCACCCAUAACGGGGAAGUGAAGCAUACCGGUAGUGAGCAGGUGGUCUCAUUGCCCGCAGUGGCAGCAGUUGGCACAACCCACAAAUACAAUUGUAACCCAUUAGCUACGAAAAACGCAGGGAAUAAUCCACAUUUUGGCAAUCUGCAGAGUGACCAGCCCCCCAAGGACACACACACCAGCAACGCUGAAGAGGGAAAAAAUAAAAAAAAAAAGAAAAAAAAAAAAAAUAAUAAUAAUAAUAAUAUUACUAAUAAUAAUGAUAGUAAUGCUAAUAAUACGGCUCAAGCUGUUGGGGUGGACGCCCGAGCGGGUACCCCCAACAACUGUGUGGCAAAGGCGAAUGUGGGCUCCUCCUUCUUAAAUUUGGUGCAAAAUUCGUACGCCAGCAUGCAAAACAUGGUCGAGACGCAGGGCCAGGGGAAGCGCGCCUACCGCCUGAACGGGGCUGCGGGCGAGCGGGGGAACUUUGAUUGGGGGCAUGGCGGAGGCAGCAGCGGUUUUGGUGGUUUCGGCAACUUCGGCGUUUUCGACGGUUACGGAAGCCUAGACGGUUUUAGCAGCUUCGGCCACUGGAACGGUGUUAGCAGCCUGAACUGCCGCCCCCUGCGCAGGAACCAGGUCAGCAUGAACUUCAGCAACGGCAGCAAUAGGGUCAGCCUGAACAGCCACAACGGUUGCAACCAGGUUAGCAUGAACAGCCGCAACAACGGCAACCAGUAUAGCAAGUCAAUUCGGAGCUACCAGAAUGAGUUCCCCAUCCCGUAUGUGAACGGGGUGCAAAAGAGUGCCUAUGACUACAUGGGCUGCGCGGAGAACCCCGGGGGAUACCCACAUAGCCAAAAUGUUUACAUGGUGAACAAUUUGUGCAACCCGCAUGGGAAUGGGAAGCAGAAAAAGCUUUUAAGCAACUUGAGCGGUGGACGCUUUCGGGGCUACCCCAAGAUGUAG
Plasmodium vivax (malaria parasite P. vivax) is the source of this 5478-nucleotide messenger RNA. RefSeq lists its product as hypothetical. Bases 1 to 5478 code for a protein of 1825 amino acids. Lineage: Eukaryota; Apicomplexa; Aconoidasida; Haemosporida; Plasmodiidae. Gene Ontology annotation, molecular function: protein binding. The transcript has a single exon. The record is from RefSeq and is a predicted model, not a curated record.